Molecule: messenger RNA, 1053 nt
Organism: Fimicolochytrium jonesii
Lineage: Eukaryota; Fungi; Chytridiomycota; Chytridiomycetes; Spizellomycetales; Powellomycetaceae
Exons: 2
Coding region: 1-1053 (350 amino acids)
Source: RefSeq, a predicted model, not a curated record
AUGCGCUGGAAUAUCACACCAGUGCUAUUCCAGGACCAGCAGUACGUCGUUGACUGGGCAAUUCAAUUCAAGAACAUUACCAAAGCCGAUCGCUUGAAGGGCAGCCUGGAUUUGGGCACUCGCGACAGCCAAGGUACACCCACGUCUCCCGUCGUCACCCCGGCCUUGCCAACUUACGUCCCAGAUCUUGAGAUCAGCAUUGCAAUCAGCACCCCAGCCUCCGACAUGCUGUCUGACAUGGGUGAUGAUCACUACCCUAUCCUCACUCCAAUGGAGGCAGAGGAGGCCCUCUCACAGUUCCCCGCAGGCCAGGAAGAGCCAGAGCCCGAAGUCUACAACAGAGGCCGCCGCAAUUCCUUUGACUGGCUUCAGGAAGAGUGGGACUACACUCAGAGAAUGUCGAAGGAGGCUGAGGACCAGGACAAUAAGCCCAGUGCCAUGCCUUGCAAACCAGGCCCUGACGAUACCAUUGCCAUCACUUUGCUUUUGAAGAGGAAGCUGAUUCCUGAGAAUCUUGCGCCGAGAUUUCGACCGUUGUCCGAGGAGGAGAUACAGAGGAUUAAGGAGGCAGACAACAACCCAAACACCGUCCGCUCUACAAAGACGUGGGUCAAAAAAUGGAACCAGUACAAGGAAGAGUGCCACUUGACCUAUGAAGAUGGCACUGUCAACGUUGCUCAAUUGAACAAGGUGAGAACCCACAACUGCUUCCGCACGGUCCAUUUGUUUGACCUCAAAGCUGAUACCUACUUCACGCAAACCAUUCAGGACUUGGAAGCCUUCAUCAUUCAGGUCAAAAUGGACAAUGGGGAAGAGUUUUGUGACUCCAGCUUGGAUACUGGCUUUGGUAGUCUUGGCCGCUAUUUCAAACUCAAAGGGGAGGAAAACAACCGGGUUGUCAAUAUUCAGUCUGACACUGAGUUCCGUGGUGCACGUACUAUUCUCAACGUGAGGAUGGCCAACUUACAGAAGAUGGGCAAUGGUGGGACCAACGCAGCCUCUGACCUCAGCCUUGAAGAAUUUCGCACUAUGCUGGGUUCAGCCUUCUUGUAA